AUGUUGUCAGGAGCAAAUGGUGACCUAGAGCCAGACCAACUGGCUUAUCAGGUCUUUGUAAACAACUGCAGCUGUGUAGCAGCUGCAACUUUGCUCAUUUUAGACCAUGCCAUAACACUUGCUGAUGAAAUUGACCACAUAUGGAGAAGUAGAAAAUCUGGAGCCACAAUCCUGUUUAUCUCCAACCGUUUUCUUGGAUUGGUAUUAGCCUUCAGCCUGGUGGUGGAGAUACCUCCAUGGCGUACAAACCUGAGGUCUAGGCUGUUAUUUGAAGCUUGUCAAGAAUUACUUCUGAUUGAAUGGGCCACAUUUUUGGCUUUUCGGGUGUAUGCAGUAGGGGGUCAUGCACAUCUCCUUGCUGUAGUAGUAUUUGUGUUGAGCUUGAUGCCUUUUGCAACCAAUCUGUAUAGCUAUAUCACAAACUCAUAUUUUGUCAUUGUUGUUCCUGAGAUUGGUCCCAUAUGCAUGAAAGAAGCAACUAGUAUUGUCCAAAUGAAACUUACAAUACAUGUGUAUCUCUCCUUCCAACUGAGUCUUUGGCUAAUGGGCAAGGCAGGUGUACACAAUGUAGUGUUAUUGUUGCAGACAUCAUUGUCCUCAUUGUAA
This is a messenger RNA of Sparassis crispa, 606 nucleotides long. RefSeq lists its product as hypothetical. NCBI's taxonomy places the organism in Eukaryota, Fungi, Basidiomycota, Agaricomycetes, Polyporales, Sparassidaceae. Bases 1 to 606 code for a protein of 201 amino acids. The transcript is spliced from 7 exons. The record is from RefSeq and is a predicted model, not a curated record.